AUGACCGAAGAAAAGGUAGCACCGGCCUCGGCCGUGGCCCCGGCUACCCGCGUCGACAGCGCCGAGCCCCGCCCCUCCUACACCGGCAGCGUCACCGUCCACCCCGAUGAGAAGGGCGCAAUGGGCGGCGAAUGGACGGAACCCAUCGUCGAUACGAAGGUACCGGAGACUGAGGAGCACAAGGAGGAGGAUCUCUACCGCCCGCUGAAGAUGGAUGCGAAUAUUCCUCAUGAGGAGAACAUCCUGACCGUUCGAGCUAUUGUUGUUGGCUGUAUUUUGGGAUCCUUGGUGAAUGCAUCCAACUUGUAUCUUGGCUUGAAAACCGGCUUCACGUUUGUGGCCUCGAUGUUUGGUGCCAUUUUUGGAUACGGAAUCUUGAAGAUGCUUUCGACAACGAACAUUCCAAUCCUCGGUGGAACCUUUGGCCCUCAAGAGAACUCCAUCGUUCAAGCUGCUGCCACCGGUGCCGGAGGUAUCGCAGGUAUCUUCGUUGCAGGUAUCCCUGCCAUGUACAGACUCGAUCUCAUGCCUAGCACGCCGGCUGGUGAUAUUGGCAAGAUCUUCACCUUGACUCUCUGCUGCUCCUUCUUCGGCCUGUUCUUCGUUACGCCGCUGCGCAAGUUUUUCAUCAUUCGCACUGCCCGCGAGCUCAAGCUUAUGUUCCCGACCUCGACCGCCACGGCCCUGACUAUUCGAUCCAUGCACGCUGGUGUCAAUGGCGCCCGUGAGGCCGCUAUUAAGCUCAAGGCCUUGGGAAUUGCCUUUGGAGUCUGUAUCGCGCACCGCGUGGCAUCGUACUACGCCAUCGGAAUUCUCUACGACUGGCACAUCAUGUCAUGGAUCCACAUCUGGUCUGGCUACACGAGCUCUGCUAUGAACAUCGAAUCAUGGGGAUGGUACUUUGAGUGGACGACCGCUUUCAUUGGCUCCGGCAUGCUUAUUGGCAUGAACUCUGCCUGCUCCAUGAUGGGAGGAGCCGUUCUUGCCUGGGGAGUCAUCGGACCCGUCCUGGUUCAUUACGGCGAAUGCAUCGGCGUCCAGGCCUCCGAAGACCCCAACUGGUCCGGUCUCUACUCCUUCACCUCCCUGAAGCACAUCGGUCAAGGCCCGCCAUCCCCCCGAUACUGGCUGCUGUGGCCCGGUGUCAUGAUCAUGGUCUGCUCUUCCAUGGGUGAGCUUAUCGUCCACUGGAAGAUCAUCUACUUCGGCUUCGCCGCCGGCUGGAGGUCAAUUUGCCUCUCCAUCCACGAGACCGCGAUGAAGAAAGGCAAGCGCAUCGAAUUCUUCGCAAAGUAUGCUGAGGCGGAAGAGAAGCGCGAGGCUGAUGCUGUCGAGGACCCCGCGACUCCCGAGCAACAGGUCAAGACCUGGAUCUGGGUUGUUGGUCUCUUCGCGUCUAUCAUCCUGGCCUGCAUCGUUAUGGGUCUGCAAUGGCAGGUCAACGUUGGUGUCACCAUCCUCGCCUUGGUCCUUGCCUUCCUGUUUUCUUUCCUCGCCAUCCAGAUCGGUGGUGUCACUGAUCAGACGCCCCUUACUGCUGCUGCCAAGGCCGCUCAGCUUGUCAUCGGUGGUACCACCACCGGCGCCGGAUACACCAUCCAGCACGCCCAGAAGAUCAACCUCAUCUCCGCCGGUCUCGCCGCCGGUGCUGCUGACGUUGCUACGGCUCUGACGUCCGAUUUCCGUACCGGUUUCUUGCUCGGCACCCCUCCCAACAAGCAGUUCAUCGCCCAGGCCAUUGGAACCUUCGUCUCCGUCUGGCUCGCGCCCGGCCUGUUCGUUCUGUUCACCACUGCCUACCCUUGCAUUACGGACGCUGAGGCCGAGCACUGCCCCUUCCUGGUUCCUUCCGUCAGUGCCUGGGCUGCCGUGGCCGAGGUUGUCACCAGCCCCAACGUCCCCAUCCCUCGCUCUUCCGGCAUCUUCGCCAUUUGCCUCGGUAUCUUCUCUAUUCUCCAGGUCAUCUUCCGUCACUACUACCUGGUUGGACCCCGCGAGAAGUACCAGCAGUGGCUGCCUAACUGGGGUGCCAUUGCCCUGUCUUUUGUCAUUCCUGGUCCCGUCUUCGUCAACGCCGCCUUUGUCGGUGCCAUUAUUGCCUUCAUCUGGCGCCGCUGGAAGCCUGCUUCCUUCGAAAUUGCCUGCUAUGCGAUUGCUGCGGGUAUGAUCGCUGGAGAGGGUAUGGGUGGUGUUAUCGGCGCUGCCCUUCAACUCGGCAACGUCUCUAGUGACAGAUAUGGCACUGGAGGUCUGGCCUGCCCCGAUAAUGCUUGUUAA
Colletotrichum paranaense is the source of this 2277-nucleotide messenger RNA. RefSeq names its product oligopeptide transporter. Gene Ontology annotation, molecular function: oligopeptide transmembrane transporter activity. Gene Ontology annotation, cellular component: fungal-type vacuole membrane. Lineage: Eukaryota; Fungi; Ascomycota; Sordariomycetes; Glomerellales; Glomerellaceae. The record is from RefSeq and is a predicted model, not a curated record. The transcript has 8 exons. Bases 1 to 2277 code for a protein of 758 amino acids.